Messenger RNA from Vicia faba (fava bean), 417 nucleotides. NCBI's taxonomy places the organism in Eukaryota, Viridiplantae, Streptophyta, Magnoliopsida, Fabales, Fabaceae. The record is from the annotation of a GenBank genome assembly.
AUGAAGUUUUCGGAAGAUAUCUAUCCACAUAUAGAGGAUCAAAUUCAACACUCAUCUAUGGUUCCAAAGAAAUAUGAAUUAAAGGAAUUGAUAAAAGCAACAGGUGGAUUCAGCGAUCAGAACAAGCUCGGUGAAGGUGGAUUUGGAACUGUCUAUAAGGGUAUCCUUGAAAACAACAAAGAGAUAGCUGUGAAGAGAAUCUCAAAGAACUCGUGUCAAGGAAAGCAAGAAUUUAUAGCAGAAGUAACAACAAUUGGAAGCCUUCACCACAAGAACUUAGUAAAACUCAUUGGUUGGUGCUACGAGCGGAAAGAGCUUCUUCUUGUUUAUGAAUUCAUUCUAAAUGGAAGUUUAGACAAAUACCUAUUUGACCAAUCAAGUGAAUUUGAAGUACAAUGUUCCAAAGUACUUGAUUAG